AUGACCCCCUACCUGCCUUUAAGACUUUUUGAUUUUCAACUGCUCGUCGCACCCAAAUCUAUCGCAUCAUGGGUCAGUCCGCGUAACCCCGCCAUCCCAUCCCACGAUCCUCGGAGCACCAUAAAGCCGCAGCCGCGCUCCCCCAUCCUCGAUUUCGGCAGCGCCAGUAUAAAUGAUCAUAAGAUGCAGUUUCUUUCAGUCUCGCCCGAGUGCAUCAGUGUCUUUAAUGACCUGAAGCUCGCUAAAAAAAUCAAGUUCAUCAUCUUCAAGCUUUCCGACGACUACAAACAAAUCGAGGUGGAGGAGUCGAGCGAGGACGGCGACUGGGAUACCUUCCGCGAGAAGCUCGUCAAUGCCCAGAGCAAGAGCAAGACCGGAAAGGUCGGCAAGGGCCCAAGAUACGCUGUUUAUGACUUCAACUACGACCUGUCGUCUGGCGAGGGAACAAGAAGCAAGAUCACCUUCAUCGCAUGGUCUCCCGAUGAUGCCGGAAUUCAGCCAAAGAUGAUUUACGCCUCUUCCAAGGACGCUCUUAAGCGCUCGCUGAAUGGCAUUGCGACCGAGUUCCAAGCAAACGACGAAGACGACAUCGAGUAUCAGUCCGUCCUCAACAAGGUCAGCAAAGGCUUGGCAUAG
Drepanopeziza brunnea f. sp. 'multigermtubi' MB_m1 is the source of this 636-nucleotide messenger RNA. Lineage: Eukaryota; Fungi; Ascomycota; Leotiomycetes; Helotiales; Drepanopezizaceae. The record is from RefSeq and is a predicted model, not a curated record.